Messenger RNA from Limanda limanda (common dab), 2423 nucleotides. RefSeq names its product Usher syndrome 1C (gene ush1c). Lineage: Eukaryota; Metazoa; Chordata; Actinopteri; Pleuronectiformes; Pleuronectidae. Gene Ontology annotation, molecular function: protein binding. The record is from RefSeq and is a predicted model, not a curated record. The transcript has 20 exons. Gene Ontology annotation, cellular component: stereocilium tip; stereocilia ankle link complex; photoreceptor inner segment. Gene Ontology annotation, biological process: retinal cone cell development; inner ear auditory receptor cell differentiation; inner ear morphogenesis. The coding region runs from base 36 to 1712 and encodes 558 amino acids.
UCUGUCCUCCGCCUGUUUGUCUCUGUCUCUUCACCAUGGAGCGGAAAGUUGCUCGGGAAUUUCGACACAAGGUGGAGUUGCUGAUUGAAAAUGAAGCAGAGAAGGAUUACCUGUACGACGUCCUCCGCAUGUAUCACCAGGCGAUGGAAUUACCAGUGCUGGUUGGGGACCUGAAGCUGGUGAUCAACGAGCCAAAGCGUUUGCCCCUGUUCGACGCCAUCCGACCUCUCAUCCCACUCAAACACCAGGUGGAGUACGACCUCCUCACACCCAAGAGGUCACGGAAGCUCAAAGAGGUGCGUUUGGACCGGACUCAUCGUGACGGACUUGGUCUGAGUGUUCGAGGAGGCCUGGAGUUUGGCAGCGGCCUCUACAUAUCACAGAUCGUCAAAGACGGUCAGGCCGGGAACGUCGGCCUUCAGCUCGGGGACGAGAUUGUGCGAAUAAAUGGAUACUCCAUUUCCUCCUGUAUACACGAGGAGGUCAUCAGUCUCAUCAAGACCAAGAAGAUCGUAUCGCUUAAAGUUCGACAUGUGGGGAUGAUCCCAGUGAAAAGUUCAUCAGAUGAGCCGCUGAAGUGGCAGUUCGUUGACCAGUUUGUGUCUGAGUCAGGGGGGAAAAAAAACAGCAUUGCAGGCUUGGCAUCGAUCGGAGGGAAGGAGAUCAAGGAGAAGAAGGUCUUCCUCAGUCUUGUGGGCACAAAGGGAAUGGGCAUCAGCAUCUCCAGCGGCCCCACACAGAAACCUGGCAUCUACAUCAGUAACGUCAAACCUGGCUCUCUCUCUGCAGAAGUUGGACUUCAGAUUGGAGACCAGAUUGUGGAGGUGAAUGGCGUCGAUUUCACCAUCACGGACCACAAAGAGGCUGUGAGAGUCUUGAAGAGCAGCAGGAGUCUGACUAUUACUGUUCUGACAGGAGCUGGCAGCGAGCUGUUCAUGACAGACGAGGAGCGGCUGGCCGUGGAGUCUCGUCGGGAGCUGGACAGGCAGGAGCUGAUGCACCAGAAGAGGGUUGCACUGGAGACCAACAAAAUCCUUAAAGACCAGCAGGAGAAGGAGAAGCAGAGGAAGAUGGAAAAUUCUCAGAAAGCUGCAGAAGAAGAGGAGCGCUAUCAGCAGGAGAUGGAGAAGAUUGAUGCCGCGGAGCAGAAGCACAGCAGAGAGUGGGAGGAGGACUGGGGCAACAAAAACCGUCCCAAGAGCCCGAGGAGCCCAUCACCUGCUCCACCUGAAUUAAAAACCACCACGAAGACGAAGAGCUCUCCUGACGAAUUCAGAGAGGAAGACGAGGAGGAGGAGGAGAAGGAGGAGGAGGAGGAGGAGGAGGAGGGCAGACAAGGAUUUCAGAAAUACGAGGACGGUUUUGAUCCCUACUCAAUGUUUUCCUCGGAGCAGAUAGAUGGACGAGAAGUGAGGCUGCUGAGAAUCAAAAAGACCGGACAGCUUGACCUGGCUCUGGAGGGUGGAGCAGACUCCCCUCUGGGAAAGCUGGCGGUGUGCUCUGUGUAUGAAGGUGGAGCUGCAGAUAGGCACGGGGGCAUCGUACCAGGGGAUGAACUCUUGGCCGUGAACGGGAAAAUCCUGAUCGAUGCCACAUUGAACGAGGGGCAAAACUCUCUGGCUCGAGCCUGGAAUAGUGGAGGGGACUGGAUCGAUGUUGUUAUCGCUGUUUCUCCUCCGAAAGACUAUGAAGAUGAAGUGACGUUCUUCUAGUCGUUAACAACCUGCCAAGAAAACCAGACUGAUUGAGAAGAAGCUUUUUUUUUUUUUUUUUACUAUUGAUGAUUCCUUCAAGAGGCACAGUCUGAUUUUAUCUCAAUAAAAAUAACUGUUUCUGCUUUAUCUUCACACACAUCUGUACAAGUCUAAUUGUUCUGAUCAUUACUCAAAUCUCUUUGAAAAUCAGCCUUGUGUGUGUGCAUAUUUUGAGAUGUUCACAACAGUUGAUGAACAUUCUCACUGUCUAGUUGUGUCAUCCAACACAAGCCCGAUCUCAUUAAAAGACAAAUGACCAUCCAUUUAUCUUUCAGGAGGCAAACUGUGAUCAAUAGCACCUCUGUAAUCUGCCUUUUUCCAAAGCCCAAUAAAGGACUGCAGCUCUUAUAAGCAGAGGGAGUUUCUGUAUCUGUAUUCUCUGCUUUGUGGCUGUGGCUCAGGGGGUAGAGCGGAUCAAAGGAUGAUGGUUCGAUCCCCGUCUCCACCAUUCCUUGUGUCGAAGUCUCCUUGAACAAGAACCUGAGCCUUAAAUUAUAUUUUGUUUGUCGUUUUAAAACGCAGGACUUUAUAUCUUCCUUUGACACGUUCAUGAAAACUGUUGGAUUUCCUAAUAAUAUUGUACGGUCGCGACCUCGCUAUGUAAAUUGCCUUGAGCUAAUGAAUGUUGUGAUUUAGCGGUAUGCAAAUAAAAUUGAAUUCCAUAUCAAA